Pistacia vera is the source of this 3886-nucleotide messenger RNA. Its product is annotated as tRNA ligase 1. Gene Ontology annotation, biological process: tRNA splicing, via endonucleolytic cleavage and ligation. The coding region runs from base 161 to 3721 and encodes 1186 amino acids. Lineage: Eukaryota; Viridiplantae; Streptophyta; Magnoliopsida; Sapindales; Anacardiaceae. The transcript is spliced from 27 exons. The record is from RefSeq and is a predicted model, not a curated record. Gene Ontology annotation, molecular function: RNA ligase (ATP) activity; ATP binding.
UUCAUCCCAUUUCCCUCGUAAGCAGCCAUGAGAGUGUGUGAGUCAUGAACAAACUCUCUCUGUGUUUGAGUAACCGAAUGUGAGGUUGUUGAACUCUACGCACCGCCUCGUGUUGUUUGAUGCUUUAUAAAUAUAGCCAACGCGCCAGCACCUCAUUUGAAUGUCGGCAUCGCAGAGAAUCCUCUGCAAUCUCUCACUCUCUCUUCCUCGUUCUUAUUUUUCUUCUUCGAAAUCCAUAGAUUUCUUCUUCCUUCGUUCCUCUCGUUCUUAUUUAACCCUAGCGCGCUCUCUCCGUUUUACUUCCUCCGUUUCAUCUUCUUCUUCUUCAGUAAUCGCGCCUUUAGAUCAGGUCUUUAAUAUGCAGAGAAGAGGAACAUGGAAACAAAAGCCAACAACUAACAUAACAUCUUCAGCCAUGGAGGAUGCAUCCUCUUCCACUGCAGAAGCCAUCAGUAACAGAUUAAGUGGAUUGAGUAUUGCUGAAAACAAUGGACAAUCUCAUGCUUCUGUUCCAGCUGUCGAAUUUGGGAUUGUGCAAGUGGCAAACCAGGGUCCCAUGCAAGGUCAAAAAGCAAUGUGGAAAACAAGGUUGUAUGGGACGGUGAGUGGAGCCACAGAAACUGGAAAUGCAUCUGAAGCAGCAACAUCCCAAAAAAGCACCAUGAGUUUGAGUAAGAUAUUUAAGGAAAAUCUGUUGGAAAAUUUUACAGUGGAAGAUUCAACUUAUUCACUUGCUGAAAUUAGAGCCACAUUCUAUCCUAAAUUCGAAAAUGAGAAGUCUGAUCAAGAGGUCAGGGCAAGGAUGAUAGAAGUGGUAUCUAAAGGCCUGGCAACCUUGGAGGUUUCGCUUAAGCACUCUGGUUCUCUUUUUAUGUAUGCGGGUCAUAAGGGUGGAGCAUAUGCCAAGAACAGCUUCGGCAAUAUAUACACUGCUGUCGGUGUUUUUGUCCUUGGACGGAUGUUUCGUGAGGCGUGGGGUGCUGAAGCUCUCAAAAAGCAAGCUGAGUUCAAUGGUUUUCUUGAGGAGAAUCGUAUUUGUAUAUCAAUGGAAUUGGUAACUGCUGUUUUAGGAGAUCAUGGACAGCGUCCUCGAGAAGAUUAUGCUGUGGUGACAGCAGUCUCAGAAUUGGGCAAUGGAAAGCCAAAGUUUUACUCGACUCCCGAAAUAAUUGCAUUUUGUCGGAAAUGGCGUUUGCCAACAAAUCAUGUGUGGUUGUUCUCAACUCGGAAAUCGGCGACUUCAUUUUUUGCAGCUUAUGAUGCACUCUGUGAAGAAGGAACAGCAACUUCUGUAUGCAGGGCUCUUGACGAAAUUGCUGAUAUAUCUGUACCAGGUUCUAAAGAUCAUGUUAAGGUUCAGGGUGAAAUUUUAGAGGGUCUAGUGGCUCGUCUCGUAAGCCAUGAGAGCUCAAAGCAUAUUGAGGAGGUUUUGAGAGAUUUUCCUCCUCCGCCAAUUGAGGGAGCUGAUCUUGAUUUGGGACCAAGCCUGAGGGAAAUUUGUGCUGCAAAUAGGUCAGAUGAAAAACAGCAAAUAAAAGCGCUUCUUCAGAGUGUUGGCUCAUCAUUCUGUCCUGACUAUUUAGACUGGUUUGGAAUUGAAACUGGUGAUACUCAUUCAAAAAAUGCUGACAGAUCUGUUCUUACAAAAUUUUUGCAAGCUCAUCCUGCUGAUUUUUCAACUGCCAAGUUGCAGGAAAUGAUUCUUUUGAUGCGAGAGAGGCGUUUCCCAGCUGCCUUUAAAUGUUAUCAUAACUUCCACAAGAUUGACUCUGUUUCAAAGGACAAGCUUUUCUAUAAAAUGGUCAUUCAUGUUCACAGUGACUCAACUUUUCGCCGAUACCAAAAAGAGAUGAGGCACAAGCCAGGAUUGUGGCCGUUAUAUCGAGGUUUUUUUGUUGAUAUUAAUUUAUUCAAGGCAAACAAAGAAAAAGCUGCUGAAAUUGCAAAAAACAACAGUAUGGGAGGAAUUUCUAGUGGCAAUGGCGGCCUACCGGGAAAAGGUGAUUUGGCUGAUGAUGAUGCAAACUUAAUGAUUAAACUGAAGUUCCUCACUUACAAGAUUAGAACAUUUCUCAUUCGUAACGGCUUGUCAACUCUUUUCAAGGAUGGUCCGGCUGCUUACAAAGCCUACUACUUGAGGCAAAUGAAAAUAUGGGGCACUUCUCCAGGAAAGCAAAGACAACUCAGCAAGAUGCUAGAUGAAUGGGCUGUGUACAUACGGAGAAAGCAUGGAAACAGACAACUAUCAUCAUCAGUAUAUCUUUCUGAAGCUGAGCCUUUCCUCGAGCAGUAUGGUAGACGAAGUCCUGAGAAUCAGGCUCUGAUAGGGUCUGCUGGAAACUUAGUGAGUGCUGAAGAAUUCCUGGCCAUUGUUGAACGAGGUAGGGAUGAAGAAGGUGAUCUUGAGACUGAGCGGCAGGUACCACCAAGCGCCAGACCCUCAGUCAAGGAUGCAGUUCAGAAAGAUGAGGGUUUAAUAGUUUUCUUUCCAGGAAUACCCGGUUGUGCUAAGUCUGCUCUUUGCAAGGAAUUACUGAAUGCCCCAGGAGGACUUGGAGAUGAUAGGCCAGUCCAUAGUUUGAUGGGUGACCUAGUAAAAGGAAAAUACUGGGCUAAAGUUGCUGAUGAACGGAGGAAAAAACCAUAUUCUAUUUUGCUUGCUGACAAGAAUGCCCCAAAUGAAGAAGUCUGGAGACAGAUCGAAAGCAUGUGCCGCAGCACUAGAGCUUCUGCAGUUCCUGUUGUACCUGAUUCUAAAGGAACGGAUACAAAUCCCUUUUCUCUCGAUGCAUUAGCUGUUUUCAUGUUUCGUGUGCUUCAAAGAGUUAAUCAUCCGGGGAAUCUUGACAAGAAUUCUCCAAAUGCUGGCUAUGUGCUGCUAAUGUUUUAUCACCUUUAUGAUGGCAAGAGCCGUGAAGAGUUUGAGAGGGAAUUAGUUGAACGUUUUGGUUCUCUUAUCAAAAUGCCAUUACUUAAAGAUGACAGGAGUCCUCUGCCUGAUGGUGUGAAGUCUGUUUUGGAGGAGGGUAUAAAUCUGUACAAGCUUCACACUAACAGACAUGGAAGAUUGGAGUCCACCAAAGGAUCUUAUGCAAAGGAAUGGGCUAAAUGGGAGAAACAGUUGCGAGACACUUUAGACAGCAAUGCUGACUAUAUUGGCUCUGUUCAGGUUCCGUUUGAGUCUGCAGUUAAGCAAGUGUUGGAACAACUAAGGCUUGUUGCAAAGGGUGAGCACGAAACACCGAGUGCUGAGAAGAGGAAGUCUGGAGCCAUUGUUUUUGCUGCUGUUUCUUUACCUGUUACAGAGAUCCAAAGCCUCCUUAAAAAUUUGUCUGGGAAGGAUCCAAACAUUGAGCUCUUUUUCAAGGACAAAGACAUGGAGCAUUGCCUGAAGAAGGCACAUGUUACUCUGGCUCACAAGAGGAGCCACGGUGUUCCAGCUGUUGCCAGUUAUGGUCCCUUCCUCCAUCAAAAGGUACCUGUUGAAUUGACGGCAUUGCUCUUCACCGAUAAAAUGGCUGCAUUGGAAGCUCAACUUGGUUCUGUUGAUGGAGAAAAGAUUGUUUCCAGAAACGAGUGGCCCCAUGUUACCAUAUGGACUGGAGAGGGAGUUCCACCGAAGGAGGCUAACACGUUGCCACAAUUGCAUUCAGAAGGGAAAGCAACCCUCAUUGAAAUCAACCCCCCGGCUACCAUAUCAGGCACAAUGGAAUUUUAUUAACUUCUUCCAUCUUUUUCUUCUUUCCUUUUAUCAUGUGGCCACUCAUGAAAUGGAUUGGUCUAAAUUUUAUUUUAUGAAUUUCCAUGUCAUGAGAUUCUUUGGCUACUUGGUAGUGAAAAUGCUGAAGGUGAGGGUAGAUUAGAUACUUAAAAUAAUAAUAAUAAU